GUCACUUCCUUUCUGCCUCAAUAUAUACAAAUUGCAGAAGACAACACAAGAAGAGAUUGCAAAUCACACACAAGAGCCUGAACCUGUCAAAAUCCUGAUACCACAUUCAAACUCAACCAACCACAUUAUUCAACUUUCUGCAGUUCAUCUAAAUAUAAAAUGGGUGAAGAUGAUGAUUACUACACAACCUAUGAUUUCUCCAACCUAACAGACCCAUGUGGUGGUGAAAAAAACUGUACGCUGUUCGACAAAACUGAAAUAUCCGUGCUCGGUUGGCGUCACUGGUUUGCACUGAUCUGCUAUGCGAUAGUCUUCUUGUUGGGUGUCCCUGGCAACGGUCUGGUCGUCUGGGUGACUGGAUUCAGGAUGCCCCGUUCAGUUAAUGCCCAGUGGUUUCUGAACCUGGCCUUGACUGACCUUCUGUGCUGUUUAUCCCUACCCCUGCUCAUGGUGCCACUGGCUCAAGAUUUGCACUGGCCCUUUGGUCCAUUAGCCUGCAAAAUACUUCAUGGCCUACUGUAUCUGUUCAUGUACUGCAGCGUGCUGAUAUUAACGAUCAUCAGUUUGGACCGCUGGCUCCUUGUCACUCAGCCUGCUUGGUGCCAGAACUGGAGGCAGCCGCAUUUGGCUCGUUGGGUCUGUCUGGGUACCUGGGUGAUAGCACUAAUUGGGACCAUUCCCCAGUUCAUCCACAUGAGUGAAACAGAUCAUGGGUCGAAGAAAGUGUGUCUUGGCCAUUACUUAAAUGAGGUGCAUGCUUGGGCCAUGGUUGUGAUGCGUUUCCUGUUUGGUUUUCUUCUACCUUUCAUUAUAAUCUGUUUAAGCCAUUGGGCAGUGUACAAGAGGGCACACAAGAAGAAAAACGAGAGGUCGUCACGUACCUUGAGGGUCAUCCUAGCUGUAGUGAUCACUUUCUUUGUGUGCUGGAUUCCCUUUCAUAUCAUUGACAUCGUUAUGCUUAUAUGGACUAAAGCAGUGGACAAAACAAAGGCAAACCUUCACCUGGCGCAGACAUUAGCUCUCUGCCUGGCUUACUUCAACAGCUGUCUGAAUCCGAUGCUCUAUGUUUGCCUGGGCCGAGGGUUUAGGGAAAGCUUGACUAAGACCCUGAAGAGUGUACUCAACUUUGCUUCAGAGGAGCCAUCUCGAGGACAAAGCAUGACAUUAACCACCAAGAGCACCAUCGACACAAACUAUGGAGAGACCAGAGGUCUCAGUCAAAAAGAGCUUUCUAAAAAAUAGAUCCAAAACAUUGCUCUGCUCCACACACACACACACACAGAAAUAGAUAAAAAAUAGCAAGUGUGUCUGUGGGUCACACACAGAGAGUACAGUACCUGAGCUGCAAUAUCUGAGCUAUAAUGAUGUACCGGAGCAACAGUCGAGGAGCAUACAGAUCUUCUCAAUACAUCACUCUAUACAUCAUACCUGCCUAAAUAUCAUCCAUCUGCCCAUCCAUUCAUCUAUCCAUCUAUCCAUCCAUCCAUCCAUCCAUCUAUCCAUCCAUCCAUACAUCCGUACAUCAAACCAAUGGAAGCCUGGAUGAACAGAUGUCUGAAAAAUAGAUGGCUAAAUGGAUGAUGAAAGUCCUACGUCUGGCUGAAUUCUUCCAGCAAUACAAUUUAUAUAUAAAUAAUUGUAAAUCAUUGAUCAGGUGUGUCACGUCGACUCCAGCAACUGUUCCAGCAUGCUUGUAAUUUCAAAUCAUUUUGCUGUUCUCUUUGACUUGAGUGUCACUGUAGGUAAUGUCAAGUCAUGAAGAAAUGAAAACAAAUGUGCCAAUACUGUGUUUAUGCAGCUAAUUUUAACGCAGUUAAUAUGUGAAUAUAUUGCCAUAUAUAUUUUAAAUGAUUCAUAUAGAUACUAAUAAAUAAAGAAAUAUAUUUUAAUAAAUGUUUCCUCAGUUCUAGUUUAGUUCUACAGUAAUUUCAUUCUGUUAAUAACAUCUUACUCUCACAGCUUAAUGUAUUAUUCAGUCUUUCAGCUUAAUGUAUAUUACUCAGUGACUUGCAGCACAAUGUAUUCAGCUACACUAUCUUUAACAGUUAUAAGGUUUACGAACGUAUGUCUGCGGUCUUAACCUAGCAUAGCUUCACCUUUCAGAUUGAUUUGAACUGGAAUUUUACAACUUUGGUUAAGAUUCCAAAAUGAGCACACAGCAAACAGGAUGUUGAGCAAACUCGGGCUCCUGCUUUGACACUUCUUCUAACUCCAGAAUGCAUGCAAAUUUACAAAUUUUAUGCAAAUGCAAAAUUACAUGCAAUCUUAAAGAUUAUGACUCUUGCUUAUGGAUUAAAAAGUGCUCUGUGCAGGACUUUUCUUUAUUUAAUGUGGAAAUAAAUUAUAAAUAUGUGAAAUUGCUCAACAGUUUUAACAAGUUCUGUAAAACUGACAGGAAUUUUUUUUAAUAAGAAGUGACCUAAGCAGGAGCUUAAAACCUACAGUUUAAUAUAAAUUGGUAAUAGAAAAAUAUUAAUAAGCAUCAUCAUCAUCAUCAUCAUCAUAAUCAUCAUCAUCAUAUGUAUGAAUAUUUUAAAUGUCAUUAUUGUGAUCAAUUAAUAGAUUGUGUGUGUGUGUGUGUGUGUGUGUGUGUGUGUGUGUGUGUGUGUGUGUGUGUGUGUGUGUGUGAGAAGAGAUAAAGCACUUUAUUUAUCGGUGCAUAAGCAUGAGACAGAGGAGUGUGUUGACUGAGAGAGAGCUACAUUACUGUGGAGAGUAUUUCGUGUGCUCGUAACGUCACAUGCUGAGAUCUUUGGACAAUCUGAAAAAAUGUAAAUGAACUAAAAAAAAUAAAAUCAGUUAUUGACCUGGUGACGGAUCAAAUGUGUGCUCGGGCUUAUAACGAGUUUGCAACUUAAAAUGGAAAAUAUUUCUUUCUGUGUGCAAGUAACUUGUUAUUUCAGUAUCAUGUCCAUAUACGAUUGUUAAACGGAUCUGAAAGUUGAAAUGUGGAAGAAAAUAUGAUUUUGUCAGCGUCUUGUGUAUAGAUGUUUUUUUCAGAGGCAUAUUCCUUUAGUACAAAUACAUUUUUUAUCAUUAAAACAAAAAAUUAAAAAAAUCAUUUUAAAAAUA
Molecule: messenger RNA, 3072 nt
Organism: Tachysurus fulvidraco (yellow catfish)
Lineage: Eukaryota; Metazoa; Chordata; Actinopteri; Siluriformes; Bagridae
Product: C5a anaphylatoxin chemotactic receptor 1-like
Exons: 2
Coding region: 160-1242 (360 amino acids)
Biological process (GO): inflammatory response; positive regulation of cytosolic calcium ion concentration; phospholipase C-activating G protein-coupled receptor signaling pathway
Cellular component (GO): plasma membrane
Molecular function (GO): G protein-coupled receptor activity; complement receptor activity
Source: RefSeq, a predicted model, not a curated record